Molecule: messenger RNA, 2663 nt
Organism: Daphnia carinata
Lineage: Eukaryota; Metazoa; Arthropoda; Branchiopoda; Diplostraca; Daphniidae
Exons: 4
Coding region: 27-2111 (694 amino acids)
Biological process (GO): protein phosphorylation; intrinsic apoptotic signaling pathway in response to endoplasmic reticulum stress; IRE1-mediated unfolded protein response
Cellular component (GO): IRE1-TRAF2-ASK1 complex
Molecular function (GO): ATP binding; RNA endonuclease activity; protein serine/threonine kinase activity
Source: RefSeq, a predicted model, not a curated record
UUGUUAUUCACAACCAAUUUUCAAAAAUGAAGAUACAGUACGACGAAGAUCAGAUUUUAGGGCGAGGUGACUACUCGAUCGUCUUCCGUGGCACUUUCAAUCGCCAACCUGUCGCUGUGAAGAGGAUCCAGCUGAUUGACGCUAGCAACAACGAAGAGCUAGCCCUAUCAUUGGUUAAUCUGCAUCAUCCCAACGUCGUCAAACUUUUACAUUCAGAGAGCGAUGCGUAUUUUCGCUAUUACGCCCUGGAACUGUGUGCCGGCUCGCUGGAUCAGCUCUUCUUCAACGAUCAGGAUCCGAAAAAAUACCGUGGUCCUAUGCCAGCUUACGAUCUCAUCGUUUUGCAUCAACUCGCUGCUGGUCUUCUGUACAUCCAUUCAAACGGUUUGGUUCACGGCGACGUCCGUCCGGAGAACGUCCUCAUCUCGACGGGUACGGCCGGUAGUCGACAACGAGUUCUCAUAAAAUGGGCCGAUUUCGGACUGUUUCGGGAGAGGGAAGACAGAUGGAUAAGAUCCAUCUGGUUGGCACCGGAACUGAUUGAUCAGUCGGAAAAAGGAAACCAUCGAAACGGCCAGCUGAAGAGACGAGUAGACACGGCCGAAAGUGACAUGUUCUCCCAGGGCUGCGUCUUCUUUUACUUCCUAAUGGGCGGACUCCAUCCAUUCGGUGCUCCGUGGGAAGUGACGUCCAACGUUGUCAAGAAUAGGGCUGUGAAUUUCACGAGAUUAUUGCCCGGUCAUUUUGCUCGUGGAGUAAUUCAAAAGAUGCUUGAACACGAGCCGGAAGAUCGCGUUACGUCAGCUGAGGUCGUCCAGCAAUUUGGUGCCAUCAUGAAACCUCAAGAGGUGAUGAAUAAUGAUUUUGAUGACGAACAGUAUCAACAAAGAGGAGUGGAACUGCUGGAAUUGUGUGCCAAUCCAGAUCCGGAUGUGGAAUCCAUCUGCGAGUUGAUUGACGAAGGAGUCGAGUUGAAUUGUACCGGAGAGGAAGGCAUGACGCCAUUGCUCUUACUCUGUCGUUGGAACCAAACUCCUCGAUUGCACGUUUGUCUGAAGUUAUUGCUCGUUGAGCGUGAAAUUCAUUACACUCCCGUCGACAUCAAUUGCCGCGAUAUCAACGGCUGGAACGCGUUGUUGUACCUCUCACGUCACUAUCCGAGCGAAGACCUGCUGCACAUUAUCCACCUGCUAAUCGAUCACGGCAUCCAAGUCGAUUGCAAAAAUGAAGACGGAGAAAAUGCCCUGCUCUUCCUGUGCCAAUAUUAUUCCAACGAUAAUUUAAUCGACAUCAUUCAACUGUUGAUUCAACAAGGAAUCGACGUCGAUUGUUGCGACCACAACGGCUGGAACGCUCUGCUUUACCUGUGCCUUCAUUAUUCCAAUCACAACCUGAUCGACAUAAUCGAACUGCUCGUUCAUCACGGCAUCAACGUGAAUUGCACGAACAAUUACGGCAACAACGCUCUUCGUUAUUUGUGCCAGUAUUAUUCCAAAGAUAAUCUGCUUAGCAUCAUCCAGCUGUUGAUACGCAAUAGCAUCGACAUCAACAGUCGGAAUAAUUACGGUAACGAUGCUCUCCGAUACCUGUGCCAAUAUUACGCCAAAGACGAUCUCGUGUCCAUCGUGCAAUUGCUCAUUGAAAACGGGAUCAAUCUGACGCUGAUGAAUCACGAAGGAUGGAACGCCUUGUUGACUGUUUGUCAAUUUUAUACGAACGAUAACCUGGCCGACAUUGUCCAGCUGUUGAUUCAAAACGGAGUCAACGUCAACGGUAAAAACAAAGACGGCUGGAAUGCGUUGAUGUUAGUGUGUCGCUACUACACCAACGAACAUUUGAUUGACGUCAUUCAAAUUCUCAUCGAGAGUGGAAUCGAAUUGAACAGCCGGACGCCGAACGGAUCCAACGCUUUACUGAUCUUGUGUGCCAAUUACUCGAAAGAUAAUCUAAUUGCCAUCGUUAAAUUAUUGACGCGUAAUGGAAUCGAUGCCCGUUGCAAAGACAGCGACGGUGGCAACGCUGUUCGUUACGUACGCCGGUGGUAUAAAGGUGCCAACGUGUUAGAAAUUACGCAACAUUUGAUUACGAACGGCUGCGGUGGCGACAGUUGAAUUGAUUUCAUGGUCUGCCCAGAUGGCGACAUCAUCUACUUUUGGCCAAUCAACUUAAGAUGUAUGGUUAUUUCUUAGAAAGAAUUUUAAUUUAUAAUAACCAGUUGGUAGAAAAUACUUUGGAUUGGAAACAAUUGAAUCAGUUGGAAUAGAUGCAUCUUCGACAGUGUCUUCUCUUAUAUCAUCUGAGCCUUUAUUCCACUUAACCAGGUAUUUAUGUACAUAUUUGCGGAUAAAUCUGGUUCAAACAGGAAUGGAAAUAGUUAUUUUAACAGCAUGUGUCGGAUACAUCAUUUCAUGCCUCAAAUCACGUUUACACGCGGCGCUCUCCGCGUUGACAUUUCUUCUUGCGAACAUUUAUUUUUGUUUCUUAUCAAAAUUGAAUCACUCAUGUUACCUAAAUGUAAAUCGGCAGAUACUGGCCUGAUUUUGGUUACUGCAUGCAAAAUUACUUUGGCAGAUUCUGACCAAAUGUCUGCGUCGCAUCCAAAAUCAUCGGACAUCAUUUUGAUUAGCCUGAAUAAAAAUGCGUUAUGCAUAGUUAAAUAAGAA